Macrosteles quadrilineatus (aster leafhopper) is the source of this 678-nucleotide messenger RNA. Its product is annotated as peptidoglycan-recognition protein 1-like. Lineage: Eukaryota; Metazoa; Arthropoda; Insecta; Hemiptera; Cicadellidae. The coding region runs from base 106 to 615 and encodes 169 amino acids. The transcript is spliced from 4 exons. Gene Ontology annotation, molecular function: zinc ion binding; N-acetylmuramoyl-L-alanine amidase activity. The record is from RefSeq and is a predicted model, not a curated record. Gene Ontology annotation, biological process: peptidoglycan catabolic process.
UGAGGAGUCAAACUUUUAGGUUAAAAUAUUGUUAAGUUACAAGUUAAUUAUUGAACAUUUCUGAAUUAAUUCGUAUUGUACUGAAACGAAUCCUAGGACACAAACAUGGUCCGGGUGAUCACUGUGGACAACCACGGCUUCCUAUAUCUGGUGGCCAGGAGCGAGUGGAUGGCCAAGGACCCGGUCGACUGCACUAUGGUUACACGACCGUUCAACAGGGUAGUGUUAACAGUGACUCGGACACAGGAGUGUAACAACCGAACAGACUGUAUCAACCAGCUGAGGAUGUUGCAGGAUAAACAUAUGGAUGAGGGACAAACUGACAUAAAGCCUAGUUUUCUGAUUGGUGGUUACGGAACAGUUUACGAGGGAAGGGGCUGGAAGUGUUUAACUGCUUUUGAACCUGGUGAACAACGCGGCAGGUUGGAGAUUUCAUUUAUUGGGGACUUCGCCACAAACUCCUCCAUUCUAAGGCCUCCACCGUAUGAAAUGUUCGCAUCAGCACUGACACUAAUUAAGCAUGGACUGAAAAACGACUUCAUAAGUCAGGACUAUAAACUAUCAUACUUUAUGCAUAACCCCUUCCCAGAAAACGUAAAAGUUUUUAACAUUUGAAUUCCUCUGCGAUCUAACCAUUGUUCUUUUUCAGUAAACAGUUUAUUUUUUAUAUUGUAACCA